Syzygium oleosum is the source of this 714-nucleotide messenger RNA. RefSeq names its product pentatricopeptide repeat-containing protein At1g26460, mitochondrial-like. The record is from RefSeq and is a predicted model, not a curated record. NCBI's taxonomy places the organism in Eukaryota, Viridiplantae, Streptophyta, Magnoliopsida, Myrtales, Myrtaceae. The transcript is spliced from 2 exons. Bases 219 to 650 code for a protein of 143 amino acids.
AUCAGGGUACUUGGAUCCCUAUUGAGUCACAUUCUGGAAAAUUUCCUUCACCGUUGCUCUUGCCGCACUUUGUUUGUAUAUUUGCUUUGAAGAUUCAUCAUCAUGACAAGAUAUCUGAUCAUCCAGUGUUGUGAGGUUCCCAUACUCACUUGCUCCUUUUGGCAGAUCAAAUAAAUGUUGCCUUGAAAUAUGUAGAUCUAACUCUGAAAUCUGGCUAUAUGUUGUUGAUGGAAGUAUUCUCUGAAUGUAUACAAAGUUGUGUUAAGAAAGGCAAGUUGGACACAUUGGUGUUGAUAAUUGAGAGGUGCAAGGCAAUGGAUCAAAAUAUAGCUCUUUGUCCACCGUGGAGUGUAUGCAACUAUAUUGUUGAAAUUGCGAUGCAAGAUGACAAUAGCAAAUUAGCAUUUUAUGCAUUGGAAUUUAUGGUGAAAUGGAUUGCUAGAGGCGAGAUGGCAAGGCCUCCUGUUCAUCUUUCCAUGGAUGAAGGGCUGGUUUUAUCGGCACUUGGAAUUGCUAGAAGAACAUGUAGUUCUACUCUCCUAGAUGCUUCUUGGGCAAUCGUGCGACGGUCUUUACGGCAAAAGAAUACACCUAGUCCAGCUUCGUACAUAUGCUCUUCCCUGGCUGGGCAAUUUACAGAGGGCCUUUAGUACGUUGCAUGAGGUUGAGACUGCCUAUGGAAAUCUUUAGGAGCAAGCUGAAGAUCUUUUCUCU